UACUUUCCUGGAAGUUUCCAAGCUGGAGAGAGAGAGAGAGACCCGUUUCUCACUAAAAUUCCGAAAAACUGACUAUAUUGUCACCUUUUCCCCAAAAUUUAUUCACCAGAUCGAACAAUCUUCACUUCUAUCUUCACCUCUGUCUAUUGGGAUUCAAAAAAUUCAGCCAUCUCUCCACAUAUGAUGAUAGAUACGAGGCGGAACUCUUGAAUCGGUUUUAUAAACAUUGGGAACGAACUCCUUAAUCUUUUGUGUGGAUCUAAAAAAAAAAACAUUGUGUUGUGUACAUAAAUAUGGAUGCCUCGCGAGCAGAAGCAUGUUCUUCCUCUUCCAUACACAUCUCACCACAAUGGGUAUACGACGUCUUUGUGAGUUUCAAAGGCGCCGAUACUCGUAAAACGUUUACCAGCCAUCUGUUUGCUGCUUUAGUGAACAAUGGUUUUCGCACAUUUAGGGACGACAAAGAGCUCGAAAGAGGAGAAUUUAUUAGCGAUGGACUACUGAAAGCAAUUGAGGGUUCCAGAAUUUCUUUAAUAGUGUUCUCAAAAGACUAUGCUGGGUCGAGGUGGUGCCUUGAUGAACUUGUGAAGAUCAUGGAUUGCAGGGAGACUUUCAAACAGAUUGUUCUGCCCAUCUUUUAUGAUGUUGUUCCAUCCGACGUGCGGAAGCAGACGGGGGUUCUUCAAGAUGCAUUUGCCAACCACAAAAAGCGUCUUAGAGAGGAACCAGAUGGCAAGGUGGAAAAGUGGAGGGCAGCUCUUACUAAAGCUGCCGAAUUGUCAGGUCGGCACUUGCUCGAUGAGGCCAACAGAGAUGAAGCUGAGUUAAUUAAGAUGAUCAUUAAAGAUGUUAGAGAAAAAGUAAAUCCAACACAUCUAUAUGUUCCAGACCGCCAAGUUGGACUAGACCGUCGUGUUGCAGAGCUCAAUGUGUUGCUGAACAUGGAAUUCAACUUUGUUCGCAUUGUUGGCAUAUGGGGCAUGGGUGGAAUUGGCAAGACUACAAUUGCAAAAAGGCUGUAUAAUAUCAUCCAACACAAGUUUGAACGUAGCGGUUUUCUUGCAGAUAUCAGAGAAACUUCGCAGCAGCCGAAUGGUCUGGUUGAGUUACAAAAGAAACUUAUUUUGGCUUUAUUAAAAAGAAGUCAUGAAGUAAGUAAUUCUCAUGAAGGCAUCGAGGUUAUAAAGAAGAUAGCUUUCGAUUUCGGUCGAAAAAAGGUUCUUCUUGUUCUAGAUGAUGUGGAUAAUGUCCAACAAUUGAAGGCACUAGCCAUAGAUAGAGAUUCCUUGGCUCCUGGAAGCAGAAUCAUCAUAACAACAAGAGAUAAGUCUUUGCUAAACAUCCUUGAAUUGGGUGAGAAAGAGAUAUAUAGGCCAGAGAAAUUGGACAAGAACGAAUCGCUUGAGCUCUUCAGUUGGCAUGCCUUUAAGGAAGAUCAUCCUUCAGAAGACCAUUUGGACCUUUCACGCCAAAUUGUGCAUUAUGCUGGAGGGCUUCCAUUAGCUCUUGAAGUUUUGGGUUCCUAUUUCCGUGGAGGGAGCAUACCUCAAUGGGAAAGGGCAAUAGCAAAAUUAAGAAAAAUUCCUCCUGAUGAUGUUCUUGGAAAACUUAAGAUAAGUUAUGAUUCGCUUAGCGAGCAACUAAAGAUGUUGUUCCUAGAUAUGGCAUGUUUUUUUGUUGGAAUAGGUCGAGAUUUUACUGUAAAAAUAUUGGAAGGCCACUACCGCUACGAUAUUUUUGUAGACGAUGAGAUUCGAAAACUAGCCAACCGGUGUCUCAUAAAAUACGACUGUCAUGACCAAAUUGUGAUGCACGAUAUGAUAAGAGCCAUGGGCAGAGAAAUCGUCAGGCAAGAAUCUCUUGAUCCUGGGAAGCGUAGCCGAUUGUGGCAUCUUGGCGAUGUCCUUGAAGUUUUGAGAGAUGGCACAGGAACUGAAGCAGUAAAUGGCCUCAUCCUAAACGCUACAGAUGUCCUUGAGGUUCGGAGAGAUGGCAUGGGAACUGAAGUAAUUGAAGGCCACCUUCCAAACUUUAUUGAUCCAAAAGAUGUCCAAGUGAAUGCUAAGGCAUUUGAAAGGAUGAACGACUUGUGGCUGCUUCAUCUCGAUUAUGUUCAUCUAACUACUGGUUAUGAACAUAUUUCUAGAAGGCUAUUAUGGCUAAGCUGGAAAGGCUUCUCUUUGAAAUGUAUACCGUGGAAUUUUUCUAUGGAGAAGCUAGUUGCUCUCGAUUUGCGUUAUAGCAGCCUGAAACUUGUUUGGAAUAGAAAAAUGAUUCUAGACAAACUGAAGUUCCUUUACCUCAGUCACUGCCAUUACCUAACGAAAACCCCUGACUUCUCUGGACUCUCCUCUCUUAAGGAGUUGUUGCUUAAUGAUUGCAAAAGUUUGGUGGAGGUUGACAAGUCUAUUAGAUGUCUGGACAAACUUCUUGUCCUGGACAUGAAAAACUGUACAGAACUUCGGAUGCUUCCCCCUGGCAUUUUGAUGUUGAAAUCUCUCGAACGUCUUGAUCUCUCUGGCUGCUCCAACCUAGGAAACUUAGCGGUAUUUAAAGGACCGCUAUAUAAAUUAUGGUGCUCGUUCUUCUCGUCCUUGACGUUGCCACCAAAGUGUGGGGAUUCUAUUGGGUUUUCACUCAUCCCUGUUCAGGCCUCCAGUUGCUUAAAGAAAUUAAAUCUGAAAGACUGCCAAUUGUCAUAUCUACCAAAUGAAAUAGGGAAUCUAAUCUCAUUACAGACUCUGAAACUUGCCGGAAACAAUUUGAGUACCUUGCCGGAUACCAUUGGUAAGCUGUCUUGCUUGAAGGAUUUGUCAGUGGACAAUAACAAGCUCUCACAUCUUCCUAGUGAAAUUGGGGAUUUGGACUCUUUGGAGACUUUGGAUCUUUGGGGUAAUAAAGGUUUAAAUGCCUUGCCGGAAAGUAUAUGUAAACUUGUUCGCUUGCAGUCAUUGAAUUUGCAUGCCUGCAACAACUUGUCUCAUCUGCCCAGUGAAAUUGAUGGGUUGAUCUCAUUGAAUCAUUUGGAUUUAGGUGGCUGCAACCUAUCCCAUCUUCCUAGUGGAAUUGGUGGGUUGACCUCGCUAGAGUAUUUGUUUAUUUCGGGAAGUAAUAUCUGCACCAUACCAGAUAGUAUCAGUAGCCUUCAUCGCUUGCGUUCCUUAUGGUUGAAUAAUUGUGCAAAGCUCCGAUCUCUUUCAAAGCUUCCAACACGUACUUAUGUGCGUGCACAGCGGUGCCCAUCAUUAGAAAGCCUACCACUUGAAUUAAAUCAGCUGGGGCGGCGCGUGAAAUAUUCGAAUUCCAAAAAAUUAGCUGAGAACAGUUAUUUAACUAGUCCCUUGAAACAACUCCCCUGGAGUAAGGGGCCCUCUGAACUUCCGCAUGCUGUUAAUAUUCUUGUUCCAGUAGCAGGGGAUGAGGAAGUUUGUAUUUUGUUCCCGUACCAUGAUGGUAGAGGCCCAAAUGUAUCUUUUGUGGUGCCGCGUUCUCCUUCUCCUUUUGUGAACCAGAAAAUUGUGGGUUGGAUUCUAUGCCUAUUAGUCGGGCGUCCCGGUGGAUUACGUAUUCAAGACGUGAUCUUCAAUAAAAUCGAAAAGAGAGGAUUAUUCGAUUUUGUAGUCAUGCAUCGCACCGAGGUAGAUCUUGUGUGGCUUCUGUAUAUACCACAGGGUUACGCAAGAUUGCGAUUAAAAGGCGGUGAUGAAGUGGAGAUCCCAAUAAUUGCAUAUCAUAAUGCAGUGGUAAAGAACUGGGCGAUAAAUGUCAUUUACGAGGGUGAUGAUGAGUUUCACAAGGGCAACGACACCUUGUACCAAGUAGGGGGGCCAAUUUAGGAGUACUUAUUGGUAACAAAUUCAACUUUGACAAAUAUACUCUUCUGCUACACAUGCAUGUUAGAUUUGGACAGUUAAGUACCAGUUGAGUACUUUGUAAUUUUAAUGUUGAAGUCAACAAAAUGAAAGGCUAGACUGUUAAAUAAGAUCAUGGUGACUCUCAUCUUUAGGGCUGUAAAUGAUGAGCCGAGCGACUUGCGAGCAGCUCAAAAACUCAUCUUACAUCAGAUGUAAGCGACAUGAAUGAUUGUUAUAAACUUAUACGUAAGAAGACCGUAUAUCAUUGGAAAUGCACACCAGGUGAACGGAAA
This is a messenger RNA of Rhododendron vialii, 4147 nucleotides long. Its product is annotated as disease resistance protein RPV1-like. Bases 294 to 3836 code for a protein of 1180 amino acids. The record is from RefSeq and is a predicted model, not a curated record. Gene Ontology annotation, biological process: defense response; signal transduction. Lineage: Eukaryota; Viridiplantae; Streptophyta; Magnoliopsida; Ericales; Ericaceae. Gene Ontology annotation, molecular function: ATP hydrolysis activity; protein binding; ADP binding. The transcript is spliced from 8 exons.